CUUGGGCAGGCGACCAUGGAUACCUGGGUCUUGUGGUUCUUGCUCUUGCAAAGUGUACUCCAGUACCCACAGCCUGUGGGUGAUGGAUUGGACGAGGUGACCCGUCUGCGAAUGGAGGCGUGGGCCAAGCUCCAGGAAGAGGAGAAGAUUCGUCUGGAGCGGGAGGUGGAGCAGCUGGCCCUGAAGCAGGGUGUGUGGGACUGGGGAGACCUGCUCUGCUCUGCCUUGUGGCUCUGGCAGCACUGGGCUGUUGCUGGGCUCCUGCUGCUUCUCUUGGCCUUGUGGUACAUGUGGAGGAAAAGGAGCCUGAGGAGAGAGGAGCAUGAGGAAGAAAUCGAUGGUGCAAAUGAAGAGGAGGGCAGAUAUGUGGAGGGAAUCGAAGAAGCUGCUGGAAAUGGAGAAGUGGAAGUGGGAAAUGAAGGAGGAGAAGAAGAUGGAGACAAUGAUGUGAAUGGGGAGGAAAACAAUGAUUAUGGCAAUGCGAUGGAAGUUGCUGCACAAGCCCAAGUCCACGUUGCAAAUGAGGUCGACGAGCGUGUUCUUGCAGAUAGAAUUGAAAGGCUGUUAAUGGAGCGCAUCCAGUGGCCAGUGCAGGACCUGCUGGGAGGAUGCCAGUGGACGACUGACCUCAUGGACAAUUUUGCAAGUUACUUUCGGCGCGUCUUGUCCGACACCUUCUACCCAGUCCUGCAAGAAGCCAUUGGGGUGGGCAGUGCCUUUGAAGGUUGGAGUCCCCGUGAGGAGGAUGUUGUGUACCAGGUGCUGGUACCCAUGACUCCUCCCCGAGGGCACAGCUUCCACCUGGAGCUGGACACUGCAGGGCAGAGGCGCGUCAGGAACUUCCGCGUGCGUGUGCAGCAGGAGUGCACCUGCGGCAGGGCGCAGCGGGGUAAGGACAUGCUGUGCUUCCUGCACCAGCCCGAGGAGGAGCUGAGGACGAAGCAGGAUCCCAGCCUCGUUGACACGCUGUGCACCGACUCCUACCUGGACGUGCACAAAACUGCCCGCUGGUUCUACCAGCUGGUGAGAGCAGUCUGGCCGGCUUUGCUUCAGUCCCACAGUUGGCAUUUAGUGCUGCUGCCCUGCAGACGCUCCUGCCAAUUCCAGGUGACCAACGGCAGGGAAAGCUUCCGCAUCGAGAUGCUCUUUGGGGUGAGACAGGGCGACUCGGAUGUGUUUGUGAGCAGCGAGCCUCGAGAAGCCUAUACCUCAAGCACAGUGUGGCCGGAGAGCUACGCCGUGGCAGAGAUGAAGUUCUUCAAGUACAUCGCCAGGCGGGCCCCCUAUGACAGCUUGCACCUCAAAUGCCUGCAGUUCUUCACCCGUCUGCAGCUGGGCUUGGGCUUUUCCACCUACACCAUCAAGACUAUUGUCAUGCACCUCCUGAGCGUGGUACCCGUGUCACAGUGGCGCAGGAGACAUUUUGUGAGGCGAGUGCUGGACAUCAGCGAGAGCCUUCGCACAUGUGUGCAAAUGAGACGCCUCAACCACUUCAUUGUGGGCAACCGGAGGCUUCCUGAGGGGAUCAGUUUGCCCCCAGAUGUUCUAAUGGCCGAGUCAUGGAAUCUCUUCUAUGACCUGGAGAUGGAUCCCAUUGCCCACUCCCAGGCCAUGAGUCAGUACAUGGAUCUGCACUGGUGGCUCAAACGGAUCAUUGACAAUGAAGAGUGAAAGAGGCUCUCCUGCACAGAGUUAUGCUUAUUGGGGCCCGCCCCAUGCAGCAGAGAACAACCUUCCAGGCUAUGGCAGAAGAGGCCAGAAUGUGGGAUACAGAGAGGGAAGCAGCACUGUGCCAGCAGCAGCAGGGUCUUGUCCACAGUCUCCUCAGCACUGCAUCCAGAUGUGACCACGUUGGCUGCAAAGAUCGAGGAGCGCACAAGAGAUUUGAAAUGCUCUGAUUCGUUUUUUUUGCUCUCUGGGCUCUGUGUGGAGAAUCUACAUCCUGGGAAGAAGCUGUCCCAGACCUGAGCAUGCAGGACAUGGAGUAGGCACUGCUCUAUUGGCAGUGGCAACUGCUGCCACACCUUUCCUUUGGAGCAAAACACACUCAGGGAGUCACAGCUGAUGGAGCUGAAGAGGCUGUGGCCAGGGCACUUGUGAGAGAGAGUCCCGUUACCACCAGGACUGUGACUGCCCACACCUCUUUCUUAGAGUUUAUUUUUCCUCAUGGAGCUUCACCUGGUGGGAAGACGGAGAUCUCAGAAUCCCAGAGGAGGAAAUGUUUGGAAGCACUACUUGUGGGAUAAUCUUGACCACAGCUGCUCCUUCUUUGUCUUUCUGCUGAGCAUUGCAAAGGAUUUUUGUUUGAGUCAGUGAGCCAGAGGUUUCUCUGAAUGCUUCAGAGAGAAAUCAGAGUGCAGGGAUUGAAUUAAAGCCUUUAGAUGCAUUGAAAUAUAUUAAGCCACUCACACAUAAAGUAGAUGUUUAAAUAGAAGUAAGUUAGUAAGUUUUAGGGUAAGUUGUAGUGUUUUUAGUAAGUUAAAGUUUUAGAUUCCACAGUAGCAGUUGAAGUUCUAGUGAUGGUGAAAAUUCAUAUUCAUAUUUUCAGUGGGGGCUCGAGGAUCAUAAUUGUAGACACUGUUUAGACAGUAUAGAAGUAUAAUAAGAAUAUUGCUUACAUUUUUCAGAUAGAACAAGAUAGGUUGUAUAAUUAGUUGUAUACGUUACCUAGCAUCCUAAACAUCUACAAUCCUAAUAAGUUAAGGAGUGGUGGUCCGAGUUUGUAUCUUAGCUUUUUGAAAAAUCCUAUAGAAUAAUAUGUAUUGGGGAGAGUUGGUGCUCUUCAGCCACUGGCUUUUAACUGGCUUCUUUUGCCAGGGCUUUUAGCCAUUUGCUUUUGCUUUGCUACUGCUUCUGGCAUUGCUUUUAUGCUAUUGCCUUUUGAGACUGAUGUGCUUUGUAACAAGAUGUGCUUUGUAAUAAAAAAGUUUCGAACUAUUAGCUGCAUUACUUAUUUAACAUAACCCGACAAAGUAGGAGCCAAAAGCUGGGAGUAAGAGCCUAAGGGCUCCGGAGUUGGUGCCUUAGAGCACCGGAGGUCUAAAACCUCACAGAUUUUGUUCAGAUGGUUCUUGACUAUUUCUGAUGUGGGAGAGUCUACGGUCUCUGGGCAAUGGCCAGGAUCAGUCCAGGAACCAUGUUUCUCCUCUUCCCUGGAAGGCAAAUAUGUAGGUCAGCAUUGUACCAAAUGUGUUGGGGCUGACCUGAAAUUUUGUAUAGACAAGAAUCUCGAUUUUUUUUUCAUGUAUAUAUAAAUAUGUCAAUGUCUCAUGCAUGCAUAUGAUAUACUAGAGCGCUCUACUUGACCAUAUGUAUGAAUAAAGUUCCAUAAGUGAAAAUAUAUCCUAAUAUUAAUAUUUUCAGUGAUACACAAUUUCUAUUUAAUAAAUAAUGCU
Molecule: messenger RNA, 3395 nt
Organism: Oenanthe melanoleuca
Lineage: Eukaryota; Metazoa; Chordata; Aves; Passeriformes; Muscicapidae
Product: inositol 1,4,5-trisphosphate receptor-interacting protein-like 1
Exons: 2
Coding region: 16-1671 (551 amino acids)
Cellular component (GO): membrane
Source: RefSeq, a predicted model, not a curated record